Candidozyma duobushaemuli is the source of this 1011-nucleotide messenger RNA. Its product is annotated as 60S ribosomal uL23 domain-containing protein. Gene Ontology annotation, molecular function: rRNA binding; structural constituent of ribosome. The record is from RefSeq and is a predicted model, not a curated record. The transcript has 2 exons. Gene Ontology annotation, biological process: ribosomal large subunit assembly; translation. Gene Ontology annotation, cellular component: cytosolic large ribosomal subunit; ribosome. The coding region runs from base 1 to 1011 and encodes 336 amino acids. Lineage: Eukaryota; Fungi; Ascomycota; Pichiomycetes; Serinales; Metschnikowiaceae.
AUGUUCGCCGGCAUUAGAAAUGCCCUUAUGGGUCGCCAAAGCAUGGCAUUUGCUGGACAAAGAAACUUCAGUCUACUGAAUCGUAUGCGUGCUGCUGUGGAACAGGUCAAGUCCGACACCUCCCAGCUUGGUCCCAUCAUCAAGACUGACAACGAGAGAACCGUCAUGUGGAAGAUCUACGCCAAAUUCAAUAAACAUAAUACCAUUUGCUCCUUGUUUGCUGUCACCGAGGACUUGGACUUCAUGAAGAACAACGAACACUUAUCAUACAACGAGAAAGUCUUAUACUACAUGCAAUUACCACACAAGGCCAAGGUCACCGUCAGUGCGGGUAUGCUCGGCUUCCGUAAGUCGCAGAGACAAGAAUACGAAGCCGGUUACCAGGUUUCCAGCAGACUUUUCAAGCUUAUCGAGGAGAAGAAGCUCAUUGGUCCAAAUGACAAAAUCGAGGUUGUCCUUUCCAACUUCGGUAAGGGUAGAAGCGCCUUUGAGGCUUGUUUGAUGGGUAAGGAGAGUGCAUUUUUAAGAUCCAACAUUGUCAGAAUCUCUGACAACACCAAGAUCAAGUUUGGUGGUAAUAGAGCAAAGGCCCAGCGUCACGCUGCUGCUGCUAAGAAAUCUGCUUUGAAGGGUACCAACUCCAAGAAGGCCACUAAGGUGAGAACCAACACCACCUUCAGACUUCCAAACACCUUGAAGUUGGCCAGAAAGCCAAGAUACGCCAGAACUUCCGUUCCUCACUACAGAAGAUUGGAUGCCUACAAGAUCGUCGAGUCCCCAAUUGCCUCUGAGACCGCCAUCAAGAAGGUUGAGGACGGUAACACCUUGGUUUUCCAGGUUUCCUUGAAGGCCAACAAGCACCAGAUCAAGGCUGCCGUUAAGGAGUUGUACGAUGUCGAGGUUGAGAAGAUCAACACCUUGGUUAGACCAAACGGUACCAAGAAGGCCUACAUCAGAUUGACUGCUGACCAUGACGCUUUGGACGUUGCCAACAGAAUCGGUUACGUGUAA